GAUUGCGUUUGCUUUGCUUUUGACGCUCAGUGUAAAUUCAACGCUCGACUAGUUGAGUCGCAUCUCAUCAAAUCUUUUAGAAUCUCGCCGUAUCGCACAGACUUGACACUUUACUUAUUCGUGGCUGUUGUUUAAUUAGCUGAAAGUGAAGAUGAAAUCUCUGAGUUUGCUUCUGCUGCUCAGCUUUGUUCUAACUGUCGUUUGGCUUGGCCAGAGCGAGGCCAACUUUUGCCCCUGCAACCUCAACGAAAAGGUUCAGCUCUGCGGCUCGAAUGGCAUUACCUAUACGAAUCGUUGUGAAUUUGAAUGUACGCAGCGCGAAUACAGGGGCCUGGGUCGUCAGCUCAGCAUACGGAAGAUGGGACCCUGCUAAGGUGGCGCCAGCAUCUACAGUUAUUUCUUCCCAUUGAACGUAUAUAAUAUUGUAUAUCUACUUAUAAACAUAUUUCUCAUAUAUUAUAUCUAUUUUUAAUGACAUUUUUUAAAAUCCAUUAUAUUGUUUUUGACAGUGUGUCCAUGAGAUAUUUACAAAAUAUAUUGUUAUAACAUGUCUGCAAAAUAUACAUACAUAUAUUUUUUUAUUUUUAAAUAUAUAUAUAUAUACAAAAUAAAUUCUUUUAACAUGAAUUUUUUACUUUAAAAAGAAAGACGACCAUUAUUUCCGAUAAAGUUAUUAAUAAUAUUAAAUAAUAAAUUGAUAUCAUAAAGUGGUAAACAUA
This is a messenger RNA of Drosophila mojavensis, 719 nucleotides long. RefSeq names its product agrin. The transcript has a single exon. The record is from RefSeq and is a predicted model, not a curated record. Gene Ontology annotation, molecular function: protein binding. NCBI's taxonomy places the organism in Eukaryota, Metazoa, Arthropoda, Insecta, Diptera, Drosophilidae. Bases 152 to 373 code for a protein of 73 amino acids.